GUUAACGUAUAAAAGGCUCCGCAUCACCCCAAGGGGAGCUCAAAAGCACUAGAUCUCGCUCUUUAAACUCUAAGCUUCCAAUAGAAUUAAAUUCACUUAUCAAAGCUUAUACAAAGUGAGGGUUUUUUAAAGAAAACAUGCAGGCCUUCGGGGGACAUUACUCUUGUCCGUGUUUCAGCUGCAGUUCUCCUUACUGUACAGGAAUCAGAGGAACUCUCCAAACCUCUUCACUGUCUUUAAACCGUGGCUCUGCAAGUUCUAGCGGCUUAAGUUCGUCUUUCACCAUUUCGUCAAUUCUUUCACGUUCUGAUGAUGCGAAACCAAGCGCAAGUGAAACAAGAGCGACAUCUCCUGUUAAAACUGAAAGUGCCAUUUCCAUUGGAGCUUACCACCCGUCGCAUUUCGCCUUAGAGAGAUUUCAUCCUUAUCACCGAGCAUUCAGUGCCUUUUCUCGAACAAGUGCAUGUGGAAGUUCCACGAAAGAUGGGGAAAUAGUGGUUUCAGGCCUGCAUGAUGACAACAAACCGUGGAAUUUCAAGCAAGGGAAACCGAAGAGAAUAAGAACAAUUUUCACGCCAGAGCAAUUAGAGAGACUCGAAAAAGAGUUCGAAAGACAGCAGUACAUGGUCGGGGCAGAACGACACUAUCUUGCCGCCUCGUUGAAUCUGACGGAAACACAAGUGAAAGUGUGGUUCCAAAAUCGUCGAAUCAAGUGGAGGAAACAAAAGCUUGAUCGUCAGAGCUCUACUAGCUGAAUAGUUCAGAUAUGACAUGACAUAACCAAGCAAUUAUCCACACCGACACAAAAGAAAUAAUUACUCGCGAAUUCGCGCACUGACUUUGGGUAAACUCUCUUGGUAAAGUUUCCGCAAGGCUUGGGUAGUGUACGAAACUUUUACAUUUUCGGCUUGUUAGCACAAAUAUCAGGGAAACACCCAAAAUUUUCUAAACCCAGGUUCUUAUCUCAAUUAUCCCUCGAAUCCAUCGCUAAUUUGUAUCUAAUCUUUCCAUGAAGAUACUUGGGUUUAUGGUUGAUUUCGAACUGACGGUAAUUAAGGCAAGCCGAGCUGUAUAACCCAAAGCUUAUACCGCACAUUAGAGUAUUGUCUACUCCUCCUAAAUAAUUAAGAUGGACUUUGUUUGGAUACGUAGAAUAAUUGACUGUGUAGAGCAAAACGAGAAAGAUUGGCUUCCCGAAGAACAAUUCAUCAAACCCAGAAAGAGAGGAAAGCCAAAGUGUAGAAGUAAAAUUCUACGGUAUUUAUCAAAAUACAAAACAGUUUUCAAAAAAAGUACAAGUAUCACCAAAAUUGAAUACUAUAGUGUAUUUUUUGUAAAUGUUCAUGUAAUAGAAAUUUCCAAUCCUUUUCCGGGAUUAUUAUCCAAACUUUCCUCCUAUCCUUAUUUCGGGGGGAAAUCUUACACAGCCUAGGAAAGAGUUAAAAUCUUGUAAGACUUGUAAAUAUUUAUCAUAAAUCUUUGUACAAAUAUUUAAUAAAGAAAAUAUAAUAAAAGAGUUAAGCAUC
Messenger RNA from Nematostella vectensis (starlet sea anemone), 1526 nucleotides. RefSeq names its product homeobox protein not2. The transcript is spliced from 2 exons. Gene Ontology annotation, biological process: neuron differentiation; central nervous system development; regulation of DNA-templated transcription. The record is from RefSeq and is a predicted model, not a curated record. Lineage: Eukaryota; Metazoa; Cnidaria; Anthozoa; Actiniaria; Edwardsiidae. Bases 138 to 755 code for a protein of 205 amino acids. Gene Ontology annotation, molecular function: DNA binding; DNA-binding transcription factor activity, RNA polymerase II-specific.